This is a messenger RNA of Solanum dulcamara, 2790 nucleotides long. Its product is annotated as NADPH--cytochrome P450 reductase-like. NCBI's taxonomy places the organism in Eukaryota, Viridiplantae, Streptophyta, Magnoliopsida, Solanales, Solanaceae. The transcript is spliced from 18 exons. The record is from RefSeq and is a predicted model, not a curated record. The coding region runs from base 298 to 2445 and encodes 715 amino acids. Gene Ontology annotation, cellular component: cytosol. Gene Ontology annotation, molecular function: FMN binding; NADPH-hemoprotein reductase activity; flavin adenine dinucleotide binding.
GGCGUUCGCCUGUCUCCUCUCUCCUUCGUCAUUGUCUUUCACCUCCUCCAUAUAUUACUCUCCUCUCGCAUUUUUAUUUCCUCACAUAGUCUCUCCAAACCUAACCAAAUUACCCCAUUCUAAGGCCAAACAAGAAAAACCUCUCGAGUUUCCCCUUGUUUUCAUCGCCUUCUUUCUGGUUUUCUCUCCGGCCGGCUAAAUCAUCUUAACUGGGUAAUUAGCGAUUACCCAGUUGAGCAAACUCUAUAUACAAUUCAUUACAUUUCUCCAGUUUUUUUGUUUUGAUAAUUCAGAGAAAUGGAAUCUACAGCAGAAAAGCUUUCUCCUUUUGAUUUUAUGGCGGCGAUCCUUAAAGGAGGAAAGAUAUUUGAUAAACUUAACUCGUCGUCGGAUUCUGGUGACUCAACUUCUCCAGCUUCAUUGGCAGCUUUGUUGCUGGAGAACAAGGAUUUGGUGAUGAUAUUGACAACCUCAGUUGCUGUUUUAAUCGGAUGUGCAGUAGUCUUGUUGUGGCGGCGCUCCUCAACAUCUGCUAAGAAGGUCCUGGAGCCACCCAAGUUGGUGGUUCCUAAGUCGGUUGUAGAACCUGAAGAGAUUGAUGAUGGAAAGAAGAAGAUUACCAUCUUUUUCGGAACCCAGACUGGUACAGCAGAAGGCUUCGCAAAGGCACUUGCUGAGGAAGCCAAGGUCAGAUAUGAGAAGGCUACCUUUAAAGUGAUUGAUAUGGAUGAUUAUGCGGCUGAUGAUGAAGAGUAUGAAGAAAAAUUGAAGAAAGAAACAUUGGCAUUCUUUUUCUUGGCGACAUACGGAGAUGGUGAACCAACUGAUAACGCUGCCAGAUUCUAUAAAUGGUUUGAAGAGGGGAAAGAGAGGGGUGACUUCUUUAAAAAUCUUCAGUAUGGAGUAUUUGGGCUUGGUAACAGACAAUACGAGCAUUUCAACAAGAUUGCUAAAGUUGUGGAUGAGCUUCUGGUUGAGCAAGGUGGGCAGAGGCUUGUUCCAGUGGGUCUUGGAGAUGAUGAUCAAUGCAUUGAAGAUGAUUUUGCUGCAUGGCGUGAUUUAGUGUGGCCUGAAUUGGAUAAGUUGCUUCUUGAUGGGGAUGAUGCAACUGCUGCGACUCCAUAUACUGCUACAGUUUUGGAAUAUAGGGUUGUUACCUAUGAGAAGUCCAACUUUGAUAACGACUUGACCAACACAAAUGGUCAUGCAAAUGGACAUGUCGUUGUUGAUGCUCAACAUCCUUUCAGAGCUAAUGUUGCUGUGAGGAAGGAGCUUCAUACUCCAGCUUCUGAUCGUUCUUGCACUCAUCUGGAGUUUGACAUUUCUGGCACUGCACUUGUGUAUGAAACUGGUGAUCAUGUUGGUGUGUACUGUGAAAAUUUUAUUGAAACUGUAGAGGAAGCUGAAAGGUUACUGAAUAUAUCACCAGACACUUUCUUUUCGAUUCACACUGAUAAAGAGGAUGGCACACCACUUGGUGGAAGCUCAUCGCCAUCUCCCUUCCCUCCUUGCACUUUGAGAACAGCGUUGACUCGGUAUGCUGAUCUUUUGAGUUCUCCUAAAAAGUCUGCUUUACUUGCUUUAGCGGCAUGUGCUUCUGAUCCAAAUGAAGCUGAUCGAUUAAGAUAUCUUGCAUCACCUGCUGGAAAGGAAGAAUAUGCUCAGUGGAUAGUUGCAAGUCAGAGAAGCCUUCUUGAAGUCAUGGCUGAAUUUCCUUCAGCCAAGCCUACACUAGGUGUUUUCUUUGCUUCUGUUGCUCCUCGCCUACAACCGAGAUUCUACUCCAUCUCAUCAUCUCCUAGGAUGGCGGCAUCUAGAAUUCACGUCACGUGUGCACUGGUUUACGACAAAAUGCCAACUGGACGAAUUCACAAGGGUGUCUGCUCAACAUGGAUGAAGAAUGCUAUUCCUCUAGAAGAAAGCCUUUCCUGCAGUACGGCACAUAUUUUUGUUCGGCAAUCAAACUUUAAACUGCCAGCUGAUAACAAGGUUCCAAUCAUAAUGAUUGGCCCUGGUACUGGAUUGGCACCAUUCAGGGGUUUCCUCCAGGAAAGAAUGGCUUUGAAGAAGGAAGGAGCUGAGCUUGGUCCUGCUGUGUUAUUUUUUGGAUGCAGGAACCGCCAAAUGGACUACAUCUAUCAGGAUGAGUUAAACAACUUCCUAGAGGUCGGUGCACUUUCUGAGCUAGUUGUUGCUUUCUCACGUGAAGGUCCUAACAAAGAAUACGUGCAACAUAAAAUGACACAGAAGGCAGCGGACAUCUGGAACAUGAUUUCUCUGGGAGGAUACGUAUAUGUCUGUGGUGAUGCUAAAGGUAUGGCAAGGGAUGUCCAUCGGACCCUUCAUACUAUUGCGCAGGAUCAGGGUUCACUUGAUAGCUCCAAGGCUGAGAGCUUUGUGAAGAACUUGCAAACGACUGGAAGAUAUCUGCGUGAUGUGUGGUAAUUGUCUCGUGCAAGCCUAUUGUGAUUAGACAAAUAUAUAGGAAGGCGACGACUUGCAAAGAACAAACAGCCUUUCAAUAGGGGAAAACAAGUCUCGACUUGUCGUCACAGCUCUGCUAUUGUAUGAUUCUUUUUUUACUCUUGGAUGAAAGAUUUUUUGGUUCAUGUAGUUUAUAUAUUAUAUAUGUACAACUGUGGUACAAAUAAUUAUGUUGGUAUUUAUUAUAGGCAAUAUUUAUUCAAGAGCUUGUAAUUUCCCUAAUGAACCAGCAAUAUGGUUCAGAGAACAUUGUAUGCUGACAUUUUAAGGGCGUAUUUAAUACAUUUUGAAAUAAUUUGAGAAAAA